Molecule: messenger RNA, 696 nt
Organism: Thyridium curvatum
Lineage: Eukaryota; Fungi; Ascomycota; Sordariomycetes; Thyridiales; Thyridiaceae
Exons: 4
Coding region: 1-696 (231 amino acids)
Source: RefSeq, a predicted model, not a curated record
AUGGCUGGUCAGGCGAGUACCUACCCCCUUCAGAGCGGAGCGCCCGGUCUCGCCGCUGGAGCCCGUUUGCUUCGUCGCUUUCUACAGGAGAUACUUGAAGACCUCCUGGAGACAGCAUCCGUCGCAAAAAAGAAAGAAUCGGGGACUCUCAAGUACCUGGUGGCCGUGCCCCAUGGGAUGGAUGCCGCUGAUCCCGGAAGCCUAUACGUGGUCGAAGAAUACCAGAACAGCGACGCAUUCGCUCUUCAUUGCCAACAGGAGACGGUCCAGAGGGUGGCGAAGAGCCUCCAGACGGCUGAGCUUGGUGAUGGUGCUAUGACAUUAGUUCUCGGGGCUGACUGUGAACUUGGCUUUUCUCGCCCUGAGGUAUCGGCCUUGUCAGACCCUUUCGUCAGCAUUUUGCAGCUGUUUUUCAAGUCCGGGGCCGGCCCUGAGGGCCUUGAAGCCCUUCGGAAGGUUGUUGAAGCCGGCAAGAGUGACUCGGGAACGCUCGGGUUCAGCGUGUACCCGGAUCCAAAGGACAAUGAUACCGUCAGAUUCCUGGGCGUCUACGAGAGUCAGGACCACUACUUCAAGGUUCAUAUCGAAAGUCCCGAGGUCAAGAGAUUUCAAGCCGCCACGAAGGACAUCACUGUUGAAACCAAGGCUCACUUUCUGAAGCCAGUCGGUGGCUUCCUGUACAAGAAGCAAAGCUAG